Vanderwaltozyma polyspora DSM 70294 is the source of this 399-nucleotide messenger RNA. RefSeq lists its product as uncharacterized. The record is from RefSeq and is a predicted model, not a curated record. The transcript has a single exon. Bases 1 to 399 code for a protein of 132 amino acids. NCBI's taxonomy places the organism in Eukaryota, Fungi, Ascomycota, Saccharomycetes, Saccharomycetales, Saccharomycetaceae.
AUGAACAAAUUAUUAGAAUGGUAUGAUCAAAUAUUGCUUAUUCUAAAAGAGGAGAAAGUAUUUGGAUGCUUAACCAACCCAAAUGAAAUAGAACUAGAAGAUGACUUUCAAAAAUCCUUAAACAAACAGAUUGAUGAUAUUUUCUGUGAUACCUUGAUGUUGAAAAACGAAAAUGAGGAGGUAAACGACAUGUUUAGAGACAAAACUGCCAGAGAAGUAUUUAAACAUGUCAGAGAAGAAAUUGAAAAAACUAGAAUCCAAAAGAAGUCAGACAAAUUCAUAGAUUCUGUAAUUGACACCCGAAUUUUACUGAAUGAAAAACAUGAUUCGAGAAAAAGUUAUUCAAAUCCACUUAUGAUAAAGCCAACUCUUUCAAAACUGAAGGUAAGUAUGGUUUAA